Phaeoacremonium minimum UCRPA7 is the source of this 795-nucleotide messenger RNA. RefSeq names its product putative myo-inositol 2-dehydrogenase protein. The record is from RefSeq and is a predicted model, not a curated record. The transcript has a single exon. Gene Ontology annotation, molecular function: oxidoreductase activity. Lineage: Eukaryota; Fungi; Ascomycota; Sordariomycetes; Togniniales; Togniniaceae. Gene Ontology annotation, cellular component: cytoplasm. Bases 1 to 795 code for a protein of 264 amino acids. Gene Ontology annotation, biological process: NADPH regeneration.
AUGCGCCGUUAUGCCCCAAGUCUACAAGCUUUCAAGAGGGAAGCGUCAACAAUCGAAACGAUCAAAUAUGCUCGCGUUCGCGACAUCAUUGGCCCCAACGCCUACUUUAUUGGACAAUCAGGAACCGAGCCUCAGAAAUUCUUCGACGACAUUCCACUCGAGGCCGGACAGGACAGGAAGAAUCGUCUCGCCUUGUUGCUAGAAGAAGCAUGGGACACGCCGUUUGCGGACCUCAGCGCUGCGCAGAUGGACUAUUGCUGUUUGCUGGCGAACUUGGGUAGUCAUGGUUUGAGCCUCAUGAGGGAGGUCCUAGGCGGGCUUCCAGAGGAAGUGCUUGCGUCUACAGAUAACGCCCGCUGGUAUACUAAAAUGUUCGAUUACAGAAACAAAAGUGCCCCGAAUGAGCGCUUCACUGCGCUUUACGAGACGGGAAUCGACAGUGUGCCACAUUUCGACUCAGAGGUCGUAAUCUUUGGAGAGAAGAAGACGGUCAGGAUAGCGUACGAUACACCGUUUGUGAAGGGACUGGGAAUCACCGUCGAGAUUGAUGAGUUGAACGAGUACGGAGAGAAGUGCCAUCGAUCUCUCCAAACCUCUUACGAGGAUGCGUACACCGCUGAACUGAGGGAGUUUUAUGAAAUCGCGGUUCAUGGAAAACAAAUCAAAACGACAGCGACUGAUGCGGUGGAAGACUUGAAAUUAUUUAGAAUGAUGAUGGACAAGUAUCCUACAUACAAGAAGAAGCAAAACGGAGAAUCAGGGUCCUCGAGCACAUUCUUGCCUUCAGGCCCUUAG